This is a messenger RNA of Propithecus coquereli (Coquerel's sifaka), 1527 nucleotides long. RefSeq names its product chloride channel CLIC-like 1 (gene CLCC1). Gene Ontology annotation, molecular function: chloride channel activity. Gene Ontology annotation, cellular component: membrane; endoplasmic reticulum. The record is from RefSeq and is a predicted model, not a curated record. NCBI's taxonomy places the organism in Eukaryota, Metazoa, Chordata, Mammalia, Primates, Indriidae. The coding region runs from base 1 to 1527 and encodes 508 amino acids. The transcript has 8 exons.
AUGUUUAUCAACCGAAGCCCAUUUCAGUGUCCAACUCAACUGAGGGCUCACACGCAGUUAAAAUACGAGUUAUCACACAGUUAUUUUAACGUUUGUAACUAUCUACUACCUUCACCCAGCAACUUGACCGCUGUGGUGGUGGGAGAGCUGAGUUCAGAGGAAGUCUGCUCUAAUGCAGAAUUAUGUACCGAAGGGUUACCAUGUGUUGGAUACUCUGGAGAAGCUACUGUUCCUGCCUUCCUGAGCAUUCCAUAUAGUAUGGGACGAUUAAUUGCUGAUGAAAAAAUUAAUAAAAGGCCAAAAAUUGAUGAGUGUGAAAAGAAAAAGAGGAAAGACUAUGAGAGUCAAAGCAAUCCUGUUUUUAGGAGAUACUUAAAUAAGAUUUUAAUUGAAGCUGGAAAGCUUGGACUUCCUGAUGAAAGCAAAGACGCUAUGCAUUAUGAUGCUGAGAUUAUCCUUAAAAGACAAACCUUGUUAGAAAUACAGAAGUUUCUUAGUGGAGAAGACUGGAAACCAGGUGCCUUGGAUGAUGUACUGAGUGAUAUUUUAAUUAAUUUUAAGUUUCAUGAUUUUGAAACAUGGAAGUGGCGAUUUGAAGAUUCCUUUGGAGUGGAUCCAUAUAAUGUGUUAAUGGUACUUCUGUGUCUGCUCUGCAUCGUGGUAUUAGUAGCUACCGAGCUGUGGACAUAUGUACGUUGGUACACCCAGUUAAGACGUGUUUUAAUCAUCAGUUUUCUCUUCAGUUUGGGAUGGAAUUGGAUGUAUUUAUAUAAGCUAGCUUUCGCACAGCAUCAGGCCGAAGUUGCCAAGAUGGAGCCAUUAAACAAUGUGUGUGCUGAAAAGAUGGAUUGGACUGGAAGUAUUUGGNNNUGGUUUAGAAGUUCGUGGACCUAUAAGGAUGACCCAUGCCAAAAAUACUACGAGCUUUUAUUAGUCAACCCUAUUUGGUUGGUCCCACCAACAAAGGCACUGGCAGUGACAUUCACCAACUUCGUAACAGAACCACUGAAGCACAUUGGAAAAGGAGCUGGUGAAUUUAUUAAAGCACUGAUGAAGGAGAUUCCAGCGUUACUUCACAUUCCUGUGCUGAUAAUUAUAGCAUUAGCUAUCUUGAGUUUCUGCUAUGGUGCCGGAAAAUCAGUUCAUGUGCUAAGACAUUUAGGUGGUCCUGAGAGAGAACCUCCCCGGGCACUCCAGCCAGGUGACAGAAGAUGGCAGAAGGAAAUUGAUUAUAGACCCCAUGGUGGAGCAGGUGAUGCAGAUUUCUAUUAUAGGGGCCAAAUGUGCCCCCUUGAGCCAGGCCCUUAUGACAAAACAUAUGAGGGUAGAAGAGAUGUUUUGAGAGAGAGAGAUGUUGACUCGAGAUUUCAGACUGGCAACAAGAGCCCUGAAGUGCUCCGGGCAUUUGAUUUACCAGACGCAGAGGCACGAGAGCGUCCCGAGGUGGCACUCAGUGUAAGUCAGCAACUGUUCGUUUUGCUGUCCCUUCAUGCUAGGCCUAAAUGCUGCCCACAGAGCUUUUCAUAA